Messenger RNA from Loxodonta africana (African savanna elephant), 14352 nucleotides. Its product is annotated as olfactory receptor 8K3-like. The transcript has a single exon. The coding region runs from base 12541 to 13488 and encodes 315 amino acids. The record is from RefSeq and is a predicted model, not a curated record. NCBI's taxonomy places the organism in Eukaryota, Metazoa, Chordata, Mammalia, Proboscidea, Elephantidae. Gene Ontology annotation, molecular function: G protein-coupled receptor activity; odorant binding; olfactory receptor activity. Gene Ontology annotation, biological process: sensory perception of smell; G protein-coupled receptor signaling pathway. Gene Ontology annotation, cellular component: membrane.
UUUGUUGUUGUUGUUGUUGUUGUUGAGAUUUUUUGAUUACCUUUUCAAUCUUUUCUUUUGUUAUGGGUCUAUUUAGUUGUUCUACCUCUGUUUGUGUUAGUUUAGGUAGGUAGUCCGUUUCUAGAAAUUCAUCCAUUUCUUCUAGGUUUUCAAAUUUGUUAGAGUACAAUUUUUCAUAGUAAUCUGAUAUGAUUCUUUUAAUUUCAGUUGGGUCUGUUGUAAUAUUGCCCAACUCAUUUCUUAUUCAGGUUAUUUGCUUCCUCUCCUGUUUUUCUUUUGUCAAUUUGGCCAAUGAUUUAUCAAUUUUGUUGAUUUUUUCAAAGAACCAGCUUUUGGUCUACUUAAUUCUUUCAAUUUUUUUUUUCCUGUUUUCUAUUUCAUUUAGUUCUGCUCUAAUUUUUAUUAUUUGUUUUCUUCUGGUGCCUGAGGGUUUUCUUUCAUUGUAGGGAUACUUCUUUGAUUUUGGCCCUUUCUUCUUUUGGAUGUGUGCAUUUAUUGACAUAAAUUGGCCUCUGAACACUGGUUUUGCUGUGUCCCAAAGGUUCUGAUAGGAAAUGUUUUCAUUCUCAUUGGAUUCUAUGAAUUUCUUUAUUGCAUCCUUAAUGUCUUCCAUAAUCCAGUCUUUUUUGAGCAGGGUUUUGGUCAGUUUCCAAGUGUUUGAUUUCUUUUCCCUGCUUUUUCUGUUAUCGAUUUCCACUUUUUUGGCCUCAUGGUCAGAGAAAAUGCUUUGUAAUAUUUCAAUGUUUUGCUUUCUGCUAAGGCUUGCUUUAUGACCUAACAUGUGGUCUAUUCUAGAGAAUGUUCACGUGCACUAGAAAAGAAAGUAUACUUGGGUGCUGUUGGGUGGAGUGUUCUGUAUAUGUCUAUGAAGUCAAAUUGGUUGAUUGUGGCAUUUAGAUCUUCCUUGUCUUUAUUGAGCUUCUUUUGGAUCUCCUGUCCUUCACCAAAAGCCGUGUGUUGAAGUCUCCUACUAUUAUUGUGAAGCUGUCUAUCUCACUUUUCAAUGCUGAUGGAGUAUGUUUUGAGUCUCUUGCAACCCUGUCUUUGGGUGCAUAAAUAUUUAAUCUGGUUAUAUCCUCCUUGUAUAUUGUUCCUGUAGUCAUUAUACAGUGUCCUUCCUUAUCCUUUAUAAUGGUUUUAACUUUAAAGUCUAUUUUGUCAGGAAUUAAUAUUGCCACUCCUGCUCUUUUUUGAUUGUUGUUUGCGUGAUAUAUUUUUUCCCAUCCUUUCAGUUUUAGUUUGUUUGUGUCUCUAAGUCUGAGGUGUGUCUCUUGUAGGCAGCAUAUAGACGGAUCCUGUUUCUUUACCCAUUCUGCCACUGUCUGUCUCUUUACUGGUGCAUUUACAUUCAGUGUAAUUAUGGACAGGUAUGAAUUUAGUGCUAUUAUUUUGAUGUCUAUUUUUGUGUGUUGUCGACAGUUUCUUUUUCCCACUUAAUUUUUUGUGCUGAGUAGAUUAUAUAUUGUCUUUUCCUCUUAUUCUUUGACCAUUUUGUUUCUGCCGAGUCUCUAUUUUUGUCUUGUAUUUUAUUUUGAUGUGUAGGAUAGUUUGUCUCCUUUGUGGUUACCUUAUUCUUUACCCCUAUUUUUCUAAAUUUAAACCUAACCUUUAUUUCUUUGUAUCACCUUGUCUUCCUGUCCAUAUGAAAGAUCUAUGACUACAUUUCUUAGUCCCUCUUUGUUGUUUUAAUGUUGUCUUCUUUUAUGUAAUAGAAUCGCCCUUUCUCUCUUUUGAGCGUUUUUUAUCUUGGUUUAUUUUUGUGAUUUCCCUGUCAGGGUUGACUUCUGAUGGCUCUGCCCAGCAUUCUAGUCUUGGGUUGAUACCUGACAUUAUUGAUUUUCUAACCAAAGAACUCCCUUUAGUAUUUCUUGUAGUACUGGUUUGGUUUUUACAAAUUCCCUAAACUUCUGUUUAUCUGCAAACGUCCUAAUUUCACCUUCAUCUUUGAGAGACAGUUUUGCUGAAUACAUGAUUCUUGGCUGGCUAUUUUUUUCCUUCAGUUUUUUAUAUGUCAUCCCAUUGCCCUCUUGCCAGCAUGGUUUCUGCCGAGUAGUCUGAGCUUUUUUUUAUUGACUGUCCUUUGUAGGUGACACUAGCCAAUCUUAAAAUUCUCUCUUUAUCUUUGGUUUUGGCAAGUUCGAUUAUAAUAUGUUUUGGUGACUUUCUUUUAAAAUCUACCUCAAGUGAGUUCGAUGAGCAUCUUGGAUAGAUAUCUACUCAUCUUUCACCAUAUCAGAGAAGUUUUCAGCCAACAAAUCUUCAAGAAUUCUCUCUGAAUUUUCUUUUAUCCCUCCCUGUUCUGGAGCUCCAAUUACUCACAGGUUAUUUCUCUUGAUAGAGUCCCACAUGAUUCUUUUCUUCAUUUUUUAAAAUUCUUUUAUCUGAUUUUUCUUCAAAUAUAUUGGUGCCAAGUGCUUUAUCUUCAAGUUCACAAAUAUUGCUCAAUUCUUCUCCUCUGACUUUCUAUUGAAUUGUCUAAUUCUGUAAUUUUAUUGUUAAUCUUCUGAAUUUCUGAUUGCUGUCUCUCUAUGGAUUUUUCCAGCUUAUUAAAUUUUUCAUUAUGUUCUUUAAGAACUUUUUAAAUUUCUUCAAUUGUUUUAUUUGUGUGUUCUACGGCUUGUUCUGCAUUUUGCCUUAUCUUCUUCCUGAAGUCUUGAAGAGUUCCGUAUAUUAAUCUUUUGCUUUCCGCAUCUGGUAGUUCAAAGAAUACUCAUUCAUCUGGACAAUUCCGUGAUUCUUUGUUUUGAGAGCUUGUUGUGGCAAUCAUGGUCUGUUUCUUUAUGUGACUUGAUAUUGACAGUUGUCUCCAAGCCACCUAUAAGUUAUUUUAUUAGUUUGUUUUGUUUGCUUACUGUAUCAUAGCUUCUUUUUUUGUUUUGUUUUGGUAUAACCCUAUGGGUUGCUUGAAUGAGCUAGCUUGAUUAUUUUCACCUUUGGAGCUCUGACAUCCUCUCCCCAGAUGGCUAGAGCUGUUUUCAGGUAGCUUAGGUUUCCAGGUAGCUGAUCACCAAGUGUAUGGUACAGGCUCUGUCCUACAGUCUUGCAGGGGUAAGGGUGAUUGGUGUAGGUACUGGUAUCUGGUUGCAGCAAGUGGUCACACUCUGAACAAGGCAGGGGGCUGAGAAUCAUCCCCCAAGUCUCUCUGAAGAAAGCUGGUCCAUUUUUCCUGGAGUGUACAGGUGGGUGGGUUCUGCAGACAGACCAUGGGCACCCAAUGUUUUUGGUUGUAAGGACUGGGAGGUACCAGUUAUCCUUGGACCCCUGUUGCAGGUGACUGGGUGACCUGAGUGAAGCCACCAGUCCUUAUGCCCCUUAUGUGGGUUGGUGAGGACCCUGUGUAAUAGGCAAAGUGGUGUCAAACAUCAAACACCCACCUCUCCACCGCCCAGCUGAAAUAGUUGUAGUCUGCCAACAAGGGCCUAUUCUCCCGAAAUAUGCCCACAGAUGUCCAUGCAGAGAGUAAAGGUAGUCAAAGUCCAUGGACCAUUUAUGCCUGGACAGGAGCCGCUUCAGUCCUGAGCUCCCCAUGUUAGUGGAGCUGGCAAAUUAUCUUUUCCCUCAAUUUCAUAUUUAUUCCUUCUCCAGGGCCUGGAGGAUGGCUCUAGGUGCUCAACAGGACCUAUCUCGGGCCCAGGGAAUUCAGCCAUGAAGCCAUCUUGGGGGUGUGGUAGAAUAUACACAAGUACUUGGCUUUUGCUGAGAGUGACAUUCUUCUCUGGUUUCAGAGGUGUGAGCAGGCUGUGUGGCUGGCUGCUUCUCCCUGAGGAAACUGCAGCUGAACACUAGUACCAGUCCACCACAGCUGCUCCCGGGAAUGGUGCCUGAGGGCUCCUGGCCAUUCAGGUCUGGUAACUUCUCUCUGCUUCUGAAUUGUCUCUUCCUCCCCUGCCUCUCAGUUCGUUUUCUAACCUUGUCUGUGAUGUCCAGGGCUCCUAGCUUGUCAUGAAUGUACUCCUUUCACUUUUUUUCCCAGGUAUUUGUUGUAAGAGGGCUCGCCAGUUGCGUCUGUCUAUUCUGCCAUCUUGGCCCCACCUCCUCAUUUAUUUUUAUUUAUUUGUGCUUUAAAAGUGAAAGGUUACAAAUCAAGUCAGUCUCUCAUACAGGAAUUUACAUACACUUUGCUGUAUACUUCUAAUUGCUCCCCCCUUAAUAAGACGGCUCACUCCUUCCCUCCACUCUCUCUUUUAAUGUCCAUUCAGCCAGCUUCUGACCCCUUCUGCCCACUCAUCUCCCAUCCAGAUAGGAGAUGCCAACAUAAUCUCAUGUGACUCCUGAUCCAAGACACUCAUUCUUCACCAGUAUCAUUUUCUAUCCCAUCGUCCAGUCCAAUCCCUUCCUGAAGAGUUGGCUUUGGGAAUGGUUCCUAUCUUGGGCCAACAGAAGGUCUGGGGACCAUGACUACCAGGGUGCUUAAGUAUCAGUCAUACCACUAAGUCUGGUCUUUUUAUGAGAGUUUUUAGUGUGCAUCCCACUGCUCUCCUUCUCCCUCAGGGGUUCUCUGUUGUGUUCCCUGUAAGGGCAGUCACCUGUUGUAGCUGGGCACCUUAUAGUUUUUCUGGUCUCAAGCUGAUGUAGUCUCUGAUUUAUGUGGCCCUUUCUGUCUCUUGGGCUCAUAAUUACCUUGUGUUUGGUGUUCUUCAUUCUCCUUUGCUCUAGGUGAGUUGAGACCAAUCGAUGCAUCUUAGUUGGCUGCUUGCUAACGUUUAAGACCCCAGCUGCCACUCUCCAAGUUGGGAGCAGCAUCAUUAGUAAUUAAAGAAUUUCAGUUAAAACAUUAAUGACAUAAUUCUUUACAUCUAUUAGAAUAUCAUGUAGUUGGUAAGUAUGUGGAGGAACCUGAGUAUUCAUAAACUCCUACAGGGAAAUUAAAAUGGUAUAAAUACUUUAAAAAAUAAUUUCCUUUCAGCAUCAGGGUCUUCAAAAGCUAACCACAGUUUUAUCAUAAAAUUUAACCAUAUUACUCAUAUAUGUCUACCCAGGAGAAAUUACAGCAUUUUUCCUUACAAAGGCAUGUAUACAAAUGUCCAUAGCAACUUUGCAAAAGUCAAAAACUAGGAUCAACCCAACUGCUCAUCUACUUGAGGACGAAUAAGUAAAUUGCGGUAUAUUCAAGAAAAUGGAUACUACUCAACAAUAAAAACUAAUGAAUUAUUGUUACCUGCAAAUAUAUUGAUAAAAAGUACAAAUCAAUAAAUUGGACUUUGUCAAAAUUAAAACAACCCACACGUAGACAUUUAUUCCAGAGAAAUGAAAACUUAUUUUCAUACAAUAACAUUUACACAAAUUAGUAGAUAAAUGGUAACUUUGGAAAAGUGCAAGAUAGUACACAGUACUGGGGAAGUCAUGAUAAUUUGUUUAGGGCGAAGUCAUAGAAGCUUCAUAGACAUAUCCAAACCACCUGAGAGACUGAGCUACUGGGCUGAGGGGCUGGGGACCAUGGUCUCAGGGAAUAUCUAGCUCAACAGACAUAACAUAGUCUAUAGAGAAAAUAUUGUACAUCCAACUGUGGUGACGCUUGCAAGCAGGCAUCUAAAAUAUAUCUACUGGUCAUUCUGUUUGGAGCAAAGGAGAAUGAAGAGAACCAAAGGCACAAGGGGAAGAUUAGUCCGAAGGACUAAUGGACCACAUCAACCACAGCAUCCACCAGACUGAGCCCAGGACAACUAGACAGUGCCCAGUUACCACCACCAACUGCUCUGGCAGGGGUCACAAUAGAAGGUCCCAGACAGAGAGGGAGAAAAAUGUAGAACAGACUUCAAAUUCACACACACACACACACACACACACACAGAAACCUGGCUUGUUGGUCUCACAGAGACUGAAGAAACCAUAAAAGUAUGGCUCCUGGACACCUUUUAAAGUCCAACACUGAAGUCACCCCUGAGAUUCACCCUUCAGCCAAAGAUUGGACAGGUCUAUGCGGCCAAAAAUAACACACAUGAGUGACGUACUUCGUAUUGCAAUCAUAAAUACAGGACUAGUGGGCACACUUGUUCAAAAGCAAAGAAGAGAAAACAGGAUGGGACAGAAAAAUUGGACAAAUGGAAACAGAGGCUAAGGUAAAGAAAGGGAGAGUGUUGACAUAGUACAGGGUUGGCAACAAAUGUCACAAAGAACUUGUGCAUUAACUGUUUAAUGAGAAACUAAUUUGCUCUGAAAGCUUUCACCUAAAUCACAACCAAAAAAAGAAAAAAAGGUUGAUAAAAACAUUAUUUAUAAUAGCUAAAAACUGGCAGCAACCCAAAAUUUCCUUCUGUGGGUGAAUGGUUAUGUAAACUGUAAUAAAUAGAUACAUGAUACAAUACUCUACAAUAAAAUGAACAAAUUAUUAAUACACACAACAGCAUGGAUGGACCUUAGUAGAGUCAUGUGAAGUGAAAAAAGUCUAUCUCAAAAUGUUGUUGCUUUCUGCCAUUGAGUUGACUUUAACUUAUGACAACCUUAUGUAUAACAGAACAAAAUGAUGCCCAGUCCUGGGCUAUCCUCAAAAUCACUGGUAUGAUUGAGUCCACUGCUGCAGCCAAUGUGGAAAUCCAUGUCACAGAGGGCUCACAUUCUCUUUGGCCCUUUACUUCACCAAAUAUGAUGUCCUCCUCCAGAAAAUGGUCUUUCCUGAUGACAUGUCCAACGCAAGAAGAUCGGACAAUGUUCUGUUGGAGACAACAAGAUAUUUACCAUUAAAAAAUUUUUGGUUCGUUAGGUACCAUGGAGUGGAUUGUGACUCAUAGUGACCUAUAGGACAGAGUAGAAAUGCCCCAUAGGGUUGCCUAGGCUGUUAUGAAUGCAGAUGGCAAGUUCUUUUUUCUCCAGAAUGGCUUGUGGGUUAAAACUGUGAACCUUUUGGUUAGCAGUGAAUUUUUAAACAUUGCAAUACCGGUGUUCCUUCCAUUAAAGAAUAGACAAGUAAAAAAAAAUACACACAUACAUAUACAUAUCAUUACAUAUCACAAAUAAGCAAAAAAAAAAGUCACAAAUGUUUACAUUACAAAUAUUUAAAAUGGCAAAAUGCAUCAAAAAGAUUUAUAGCAUAAUACAUAUAUAUUCAUAAUAAAACAUUACACACAAAAUACCACACUUUACAAGGUGUGAUGGUUAAGGUUGUGUGUCAACUUGUCUUGGCCAUCAUUCUCAGUGGUUUGGCAGUCCAAAGAUGUUGUGAUCACUUCCAUGAUGAGGUUCGAUAUAAUGUGGUUACCUCCAUGAUAGACUCUGCUCUGAGUAGCAAGUCAGUUGAAAGGAAGUUUCCUUGGGUGUGUGGUCUGAAUUGAAUAUAAGCAGACAUUCUGGCAAGGUUCAUUUGCUAUUGCUCACUUUGGGUCCUGUAGCUGGCUCCUGUUCAUCUGACCUCUGGUUCUUGGGAAUUGAGCCAGCAGCUUGCCUUCAGUAUUGCCUGCUGAUUUGGGGAUUCUUGGAUCUUCCCAGCCAGUGAGCAAGAGCCCUGCUGUUUGACCUGUAGAUGUUGGGUCAUCCAGCCCUUGCAGCUGCAUGAAUCAGGAGAAGCCUGUAUCCUGAUCUCGGGACUUGGGAUGUUCCAGCUUCAAUAUCCCUGUGAGCCAUUUCCUUGAUGUAAAUCUCUGUAUACACAUAUUUAUAUGCUUUACUGGUUUUGCUCCUCUAGAGAACCCAGCCUAAGACACAAGUGUAUAUUGACAUGGUACAGCAUAUGUCAAGCACAGCUGAAUAUGUGUGAAGGCAAGAAAGAUGUUUUGGGAUGAGGAUUGAACAGAAUGGAAAAGCAUACAAUAUUGAGAUGUAAUAAAGGAAGCAAAAAACCUAAACAGACAGAUGAUGGCAAUUGAUCAUCAAAUGAGAAGCAAGGGUAACAUUUCUGUUCUUUAGGUCAAAACAAAAUUAACAAACAAAAAAUAACUUGAAAAUAGCAAUAACAGCAACAAUAAUAAAAAUAGUAAGAGCAAACUAGGAAGUGAUACCUCACAUAUGCACAAUGCAAUAGUUUUAUUCCAUUUAAGUCUUUUAAAUAAUGUGAUAAGACAGUGUUUAAGCACUUCUUCGUUUUGUCAUCCGUUUGAAGAAACCACUGUAGAAAUAGAGAAUGUUGAUAGGUCUGUUAUACAGAUACGAUAUUUUAAUCCCGAUCCCCAUGUGGUAAAAAUGGAACGUUAACAAAGAGUAAAACAAAGGACUAUAUGAAACAGAUAAACAUAGACAUGCAUACACACUCUAUGAGUAAAAAUUUGGUCACUGGUGAAUACAAAAUAUACUGGACAAUUAACAAACGAAGGCCAGGUAUUUUGUUAAGCUUUCAAAUGCCUCAGGAACAAUCAGCAAAUUGUUUGGCAUCUCCUCAGGGAGGAUCUCCAUGGGUAAAAAAAAAAAAAAAAUCCAUAAAUUCUUCUCCCUCUGCCGUUUUAAGAAACACUUGGGAGAGGAGUCAAGACAGAGGCUUCAUUGCAGGUAAAAAGACUGUUUCCGUAUUUUACCAGUAUCCAGAAUGUUUCAUUGACCCUUGCAGGGUCCCACCUUUAUCCAAUGGCAAAGUCAUUGCAAAAUAUUAGGAUUUCUGAUUCAGUUCUGUGUGCGUUAUACUUUUCAAUAGUGCCUGAAGCUAGGAUCUCUCUCCAAUUUUUUGACAUAAUUUUUUUUUCAAAUCUUCACACUCUAUUUCAGAGGCUAAAUGCUAAGAAGCAUUUUGAAACAUUAUCAUUCCAUGUCUAAAUAUUUUUACUUCAUAUAAGUAGUUAUCUGAAUAAAGUUAACAGAAAAAAACAAAGUCCUGGAGUCAGUUUUGCCUCAUAACUGCCCCCUGGGUAUCAGAGACCCGUGCUCCACAGGUUUUUCAAUGGCUGUGACCUUCCAGAAGUAGAUCUUUCUUUCUUCAAGGUGCCUCUGAGUGGACUCGACCCACCAGCCUUUCAGUCUGUAGCUGAGUGCUUAAGUGUUUUUGCCACCCAGGUGGCCUAAUUAUGUGAAUAAUAGAGCUCCAAUAUGAAAGUAAAGGAAGCAUAUACAGUAUUAAAAAUACUGCAGCAGAAUUAUGAAGCUGCAGGUAUUCAGUUUCUAGCAUUGGUGUUCUUCAAAAUCCUCAGUUAUAAGCUGCCUCUAGGCUCUUAUGUACCUCUCAAGUGUAAUUUAAUAUUUAAUGCAUAUUUAGAUAACAGUACAAAUGUCCAUUUUUCCUAAUCUCUUGAUGAAGAAACAAAUAAAUUUCCAUCUCACACCUCGUGUUGAGAAGUGAAAAGCAAUUUUUGGAGUUUAGGAAACUUUUAAUUACCUAGUUUUUUUUUUUAUGGUGAUAGUAUAAUAUAUACCAUAUUCUUCAAUUUCCAGUAGAAUCUGGCAGGAAGAAGACAUAAUUUUUUCAAAGAGCAUAGCUGUGUAAAAUGAAUUAAAUGCUCAACAAAUACAGUAAACUAUGGAAAAUAAUUUGGUGCUCUCCGUGGAACUCCAAAGCCGAUGGGAGGAAGUCCUCUUAUCUCCUCUUAACUUAUAGGAAAAGCAGCACUUACCAAUAUAAGUAUUUUUGUUCUUCAGCCUUUCAUCAUUGCAACUCGACAAGAUUUACAUUGCUUUUAUUGUAUUCAUUGAAGAUAGUUGAUUUCCUAAUUAUAAUAUCUACUAAUACCCAAUUCAGUACCUCUUAAAAAAAAUUUUUAGUGUGCUUUAAGUGAAAGUUUACACAGCAAAUUAAUUUUCCAAUCAGAAACUCUUACCAAAAACUGUGUCCGCACUCUUCUCAUUUCCUUCCUGGCUCCCUGUUUCCAUUAGUCAGGUUUCCCUGUCCCUCCCUGACUACUUGCCCUUUUGGUCUCCUGUAGUUGAUCGAAGUUAUUGUUUAGCAGCCCCGUCUGUUAUUGGCCUGAAAGGUGGCCACCAGGGGUGUCUGUAGUUUCACAUUAGAAGAUUGUCUUAAGAAAAUAGUCUCAGGGGUUUCUCCAGCCUCUUUCAAACAAGUAAAUCUGGUCUUUUUUGUUUAUUUAUUUUUGAAUUUGAAUUUUUUUUUUACAUUUUUUCCCCCAUUUUGCUCCAGGCUUUCUAUUGUGAUCCUGGUCAGAGUGGUACCAUCUAGUCCUUCUGGUCUCAGGUUAGAGGAGGCUGUGGUUCAUGUGGGCCAUAUGUCCUUUGGACUAAUUACUUCCUUUAGUCUUUGGUUUUCUUCGUUCUCCUUUGUUCUAGGUGGAAAGAGGCCAAUAGUUUUUUUUUUUUUUUCUGACAUAAGCAAUGUGUGUACAGGGUCACAACCUUGUAAGCAAUGUUUUAAAUGAGAUAGUGUAUUUCCUGUGCAACCAUUUUAUUAUUUAAUAUGAUACUAUUGUAUUUUUCUAUUUGUUUGGUUAUUCUUGAUUCAGAGGCUGCUGGUAGUGCUAUUUUCAUGUAAGUAGUAUCAUUUCAAACCUUUCGUUCUUUUACCUUAAACUGCCAUCCUCAUCCUUCUCUGGCAUUUUUUUUUUUUAAUCUGUGGCUUAUUAGGGAUACAUAUAUACAUUUUAAUUUAAAUAUACAUGUGUUUAUAUGCAUUAUGUACUAUAUAAUAGCUUAAACUAGAGGAUUUCUUUAUCCAAAUGGAAUUUUUAAAUGAAAUUUUGUUAUAUAAAAUCAGUGACAUGGACCUUACUUUCUCCCAAUUUGUUCAAAUUUUCUCUCACUGUCUUAGAUUCUUCCAUGAGAAACUAUAUCUCAUUUGUUACAAACAAUUUAGUAUAUUAGUUAUAAUGAAAAUGCUCCUAGGUUAGGACAUAUUUUAAGUAAAUUUAUAUUCAAAUGCACUGCUGACUCAAAAGUGACCCCAUAGCUGUAAAUAGGCUAUAAAUCUCUAUGGAAGCAGACUGCCACAUCUUUCUCCCAUGGAGCCACUGGUGGUUUUGAACCGCUGACCUUUAGGUUAGCAGUCCAUCAACUUAUAUUAAAAUGUAUUAAGAAGAUGUAUCAUCCAGAAGAUUGGCACAUCGAUGGUCCAAUUUUAGUCAUGGAGUUGAGGAUGCAGGAGGGAAGGGCUGGGCUCAGUUACAUGGAUAACAAACUACUCAACCUACUUAUCAUCAUAACCCUGACAUAGAAGCUAGAUCACAGUAGGAGAAUUUGCAUAUGCAUAUGUAAAGAAAACACCUUUCAGGUAACUUACUGUCAUCAUUUGUCAUUUAAAAAAAAAAACAUCACUAUAUACUUGAUAUUUGAGACUUAUGUCCUGAUAUCUUAAAUGCAUUGAAACAUUUAAUCCUCAUUUUUUUUUCCAGCAACACUGAAGGGAAGUGGUCAUUUUGCACUUGUGAAUAAAGAAAUUAAGGUAUCUUUUUUUUUUUUUAUUCUAUAACCCACAAAGCCAAAACCAAACCCAUUGCCACUGAGUUGAUUCCAACUCAUAGUGACCCUAUAGGACAGAGUAAAACUGCCCCAAAGAGUUUCCAAAGAGUACCUGGUGGAUUUGAACUGCCGCUCUUUUGGUUAGCAGUCGUAGCACUUGACCACUAUGCCACAAACUUUUCUAUUACCCACAAGCUGAGGUAUAAAAAAGACUAUAUCUGUAUGGGUCUACCACCUGGAAUAAUUUCCUGUAUAAAGACAGACUAUCCCCACCACGAUCUAUUAGAUUUUCCUUGUGUUCAAUACUUGUCAAGUAUGUUGUUUCCGACUGUACCACCUGUGGCACAAGGGCUUUUACAGGACUAUGUUUUGAAGUAAGGGAUACUAAAUGUUUCCACACAUUCUGGGAAUUUGCAUUUUGAAAUGUUUUUAAUGAAGUUAACAUACAUAUUAUAAUUUUAUACAUGUCAUUAUGUAAUUGUCAGUAUUGUAAAUGAAAAAAGAAAGUUUUGUAACCACCCAUAUACCUAACACAUCUAAAAUUUUUUACUUUUUUUAUUUUUGCUUCAUAUAUCUAUAUGUAAAAAAAGAAAACCUGUUGCCAUCGAGUUGAUUCUGACUCAUAGAGACCUUAUAGGACAGAGUAGAACUGCCCAAUAGGUUUUCUAAGGAGCAGCUAGUAGAUUCAAAAAGCUGACUUUGUGGUUAUCAGCCAAGCUCUUAACCACUGCUCCACCAGGAAUCCCAUCAAGGUAUAUGUAUAUGUACAUCUACAUCUACGUGUACACGUACACAUAUGCCUUCACCUACAUCUUUAUCUGUGUCUAUCUCUAUCUCUAUGUCUGUAUCAGGGCUUUUCAACUUCCGCCAUAGUGACAUUUUGGACUGGAAAUUUUGUUAUUGUGUGGGGUUACUCUGUAUAUAGUAGAAUUUUUAAUAACAUCCCAGGCCUCCAUUAGAUACCAGUAGUACCCUUCUCCUAGUACUGACACCCAAAAUGUCCUAGGCAUUGACAAAUGUUCCAUGGGCAGCAAAUUUUCCUCAAUUGAUAACAAGUUAGAUUUUUCUUUCUUUCCCUCUAUCUUUUUUUCUUUCUUCAUGUACCUAUACUUUACUUGUGGGAGGCGGGUUUACUUUCAAAAACCUGUAUUGGAAGUUUGGAUUUAUCUUAUUCAUUUAGCAUAUUGCCUUUGUAUACUAAAAAUCUACCAGAUGAUGCUACAUAAAACCGAUUGACUACGCUGAUAUCUCUAUCCAGAACAGGUUUCCUGAUAGACCAAGAUGGAAAAGCAAAAUCUAACAAUGCUAAAUGAAUUCCUUCUGAUGGGAAUCACAGAUCACCCUGGGCUCCAGGCUCCGUUGUUCGGGCUGUUCCUCAUCAUCUACACGAUCUCAGUGGUGGGCAACUCAGGCAUGAUCAUCCUCACCAAGACAGACUCCAAGCUACAAACACCCAUGUACUUUUUUCUCAGACACCUGGCUAUCACUGAUCUUGGUUAUUCAACAGCUGUGGGACCCAAAAUGCUAGUCAAUUUUAUUGUGGAUGAAAACACUAUCUCCUAUUAUUUUUGUGCUACACAGCUAGCUUUCUUUAUUGUGUUCAUAACUAGUGAACUUUUUCUUCUGUCAGCAAUGUCUUAUGACCGCUUUGUGGCUAUCUGUAACCCUCUGCUCUACACAGUCAUCAUGUCACAAAGGACUUGUUGGGUGCUGGUGGCAAUACCCUAUCUCUACAGCACAUUUGUUUCUCUUCUGGUCACCAUAAAGAUUUUUAAUUUAUCCUUCUGCGGCUACAAUAUCAUCAAUCAUUUCUACUGUGACAAUCUCUUCUUGUUAUCCUUGCUCUGCUCAAACACACAUGAAAUUGAAUUGAUCAAUCUCAUCUUAGCAUCUUUUGAUUUGAUUUCAUCUCUUCUAACAGUUCUUGUUUCUUACCUACUCGUUUUUGUAGCCAUUCUCAGGAUGAAGUCAGCUGAGGGCAGGCACAAGGCUUUCUCCACCUGUGGAUCCCAUCUGACAGUGGUGGUAGUGUUCUAUGGGACUUUAAUCUUUAUGUACAUGCAGCCCAAGUCCAGUCAUUCCUUUGACACUGAUAAAGUGGCUUCCAUAUUUUACACCCUGGUUAUCCCCAUGUUGAAUCCCUUGAUUUAUAGCUUGAGGAACAAAGAUGUAAAAUGUGCCCUACAUAGGACAUGGAAAAAAAUACGCAAUGUAUUUUCUAGAGUUUGAUGCAGCAUAUGAUUCCUACAAAUUACACCAUGAACUCAAACCUUGUCUGUGUGCCUCCAUAGGGAACAGUGAGCACAAAUAUAUUCAACAUAUAUUUAUAAAUUGCCUUCUACAUGCUAGUCACUCUUCUAAGUGCAUUGAUGAACAAAAGAGUACAAACUGGUACCUUUCUUGAAGGAAAGAGAUGGAUCACAAACAAUAAUUAAGAACAAUCUAUAGUACAGUAGAAUGUGUUAGGACCCUUGUGGUGCAGCAGUUAAAUUGCUUGACUGCUAACUGGAACGUCAGUGUUUCAAAAAACCAGUUGCUUCUUGGGAGAAAAUUGAAGCAAUCUGCUUCCAUAAAGAUUUUCAGCCUUGGAAACCCUAUGGGACAGUUCUAUUCUGUCCUAUAAUGUUGCUAUGAGUCAUAAUUGACUCAACAGCAGUGCAUUUGGUUUUUUUGAUAAUGUGUUAAAAAAUACCAAACCCAUUGUCCUUGAGUCGAUUACUACUCACAGCAACCCUGUAAGACAGAGUAGAACUGCCCCAUAGGGUUUUCAAGGAGUGGGCAGUGGAUUUGAAUUGCCGACCUUUUGGUUAGCAGCCAAGCUCUUAACCACUGCACCACUAGGGCUCCAGGAGAAUGUGUUGGGAAUCAUGAAAUUAGGCAAGGAGAGUGGAUAUGCUGAGUGGAAGUGGGAAAAAGUACUAGGUACAAAAGUGGAGAUACAAAGAUUCUGGUGUUUUUUUUUUUCAAUUAUUAAACUUUUCAGUGUCAGCACUUGUGUUUAUGUAUGUGUGUGUGUUUGUAAGCCUUUGCCUUCUGUUUUAGUCUUCAAAGUCUUCUGAAGGCUGCAUUAGAUCAGGGCCAGGUUGCGAGGAG